This is a messenger RNA of Aspergillus niger, 828 nucleotides long. RefSeq lists its product as uncharacterized. The transcript has a single exon. Bases 1 to 828 code for a protein of 275 amino acids. The record is from RefSeq and is a predicted model, not a curated record. NCBI's taxonomy places the organism in Eukaryota, Fungi, Ascomycota, Eurotiomycetes, Eurotiales, Aspergillaceae.
AUGCCGACCGCUCGAUACUUCGCUCAAGCUCCCCCCUUUCCGGCUAAUACACCGAUCAUUAACCUUCCCAUUCUCACAUUUUCUCAACUACAGUCUGGCAACCCAAUCGAAGCAGAGAAAUUAUUUGCCGCCUGCCGCGAAUGGGGGUUCUUCCUUCUCGACCUACACGACUCCGCAGACGGCAGGACUCUCCUUCACGAUGCAGAAUCUAUGUUCGAUCUCAAUACCGAACUCUUCUCGCUCGACCAGUCAACACUCGACCAAUACGCCUACAACGCGCCCAAAGACUUAACAGGCUAUAAACGGAUGGGCGCACUAAGAACCGACGACGGCAAGCUCGAUCACAUGCACCUCUACUCCAUAAACCAGGACGAUAUCCUGGGUAACCGUCCUCCCCGCACCAACGCGCCCCCGAUCGAGGCGCAUAGACCCCAGAUCCAGGCGUUCAUCCGCCACGCUUCGUCGGCCUUGGAUGUAAUUCUUACAACAUUGGACAAGCAGCUUGGCCUCGAGCGCGAUACCCUAAGCGAACUCAGUCCACUGGAUCAUGAGUCCGAGACUUCUGUCCGCUUGCUAUGCAGUCCUCCCCACACAUCCGGUGAUGCGGAACACGAGCGCAUCUCGUUAGGCGGACACACGGAUAUCGGCACAUUGACGCUGCUAUUCCACGUUAUUGGUGGUCUGCAAAUCGUCCCCGCGGGGCUCGAGAAUAACAUGGAGAAUUGGCGUUUUGUUCAGCCCCUGCCAGGUUGUGCGUUGGUCAAUAUGGGAAUACGCUGGUUGAAUGGACUGGUCAGCUACUGCGGAGUUCCUUGCAUAGGGUUUUAG